Molecule: messenger RNA, 1210 nt
Organism: Stereum hirsutum FP-91666 SS1
Lineage: Eukaryota; Fungi; Basidiomycota; Agaricomycetes; Russulales; Stereaceae
Product: MFS general substrate transporter
Exons: 12
Coding region: 56-1210 (384 amino acids)
Biological process (GO): transmembrane transport
Cellular component (GO): fungal-type vacuole membrane
Molecular function (GO): transmembrane transporter activity
Source: RefSeq, a predicted model, not a curated record
GCAGGAUUAUCCUGUGGGUCGUUGGAGAGCAUGGUCUACUGUAAUUGGAGCAUGGAUGAUCCUAUCGUGCUCUGUUGGUAUGACAUCAGCCUUCGGUGUCUUCCAGGACUACUAUACUUCCACAUACAUGCCCAACUCCUCUGCCUCCGCCAUCAGCUGGAUCGGAGGGGUUCAGAUCUUCCUCGAGUUGAUAUUAGGCCCAAUUGGUGGAUGGCUGAAUGACCACGGUUACAUUCGAGCCGCCAAUAUCGCCGGCUGUUCGUUGUUCACAUUGAGCUUCUUUCUACUCUCACUCGCAGAACCUGGCAAGUACUACCAGGUCUUCCUCGCACAAGGCAUCGGUAUGGGAGCAGGUAUCGGCAUCCUGUACAUCCCCGCCUCAACAGUAGUGUUCCAUCACUUCCAUACACGAAGGGCAUUAGCGACUGGUCUGGUCGAUUCAGGGACUGCCAUUGGAGGAAUAUUUCUCUCGAUCAUGUUGAACUCCCUCAUACACAGCUCGGUCGGAUUCGCGUGGGCUGUGCGGAUCUGCGCUUUCGUGACUCUCUUCUUCUUCAUUGUUGGAAAUCUCCUCGUCUUCGUCCCAUCCACACUGCCUCAAUCUCCCGCUGCCCCAACAUCCAACGAAAAGUCCACCUCGACAUCAGAAAUGGAGACUUCCCAAAAGCACUCGAUUCGAUCAGAUCUGCCAUACAUCCUCCUCCUGAUCUGGGGCUUCGUUGCAUCCCUCGGAAUGUACUUCCCCGCUUUCUACAUCCAACUGUUUGCGCGCACGCACGGCCUCGAGGCCAAUUUAUCGUUCUACUCGCUUGCGAUCAUGAACGCGGCUAGUGUGUUCGGGAGGGUCUUGCCAAACUGGGCGGCGGAUAAGUGGGGGAAGCUAGAAGUAUUCGUGCCGUGUGCGACCCUGGGAGGUCUUGUGGGCUUUGCGAUGUUGGGAAGUACAACAUCUGCUGGACUUGUGAUCUUCGUUAUCCUUUAUGGCUUUUUCUUCGGAGCCAGCGUGGCCCUCUAUCUACCAAGUAUCGACCUUCUCACUCCUCCUUCUCUUCGCGACAAGAACGGGAUGCGGAUGGGAAUGGCUAUUGUACCCGUGGGCAUUGCUUGUCUUGUCGGUCCUCCAAUAUGUGGCGCCAUCUUGGGCGCAGAUUAUGUGUGGUGGAGGGGCAUUGUGUUUGCAUCCAAGCACCCGCCGAGAGUCACAGCCUAG